GCCAAAGCGCGCGGUUUCUCUUACCUCUGGUUUGCUAGGGUAGACUAGCUUUUAGGAGUGAGGAAGGGAAGAGGUCAUCCAACAAUGUCCGGUGAGUCAGUCCAGCCUCAGGCUGGUCCCUCACAUGCUGGGUUCGAUUUUCCGUACCCUGAGCCAAUUCGGGCUGCCAUCGUCCCGGGGGGCGUGAUCCGAAGGGCUGCCCCGGCGCCCAAGUCCUGGAUCCAAAAGGUUCUUGACCAAAUAAUCGGCUCACCACGCCAGUGGGUGACCCCCUCAGAGGUGGUACCUGUUACUGUGCUGGCCGUCCAAAGAUAUCUGUUAGAGGACGAGCCACGGGACAUAAUACCCAACCUUCCUCUUUACUGCUAUGAUGUGACGAUCUCAGACGGCGUUUACCAGGAGAAGUGCUACCUGGACCCCAGCUUAAACUUUCUCAUUUAUCAAAAUAUUCUUAAAGUUGGCAUAGAAAUGAGAAUUUCCAGAGUCUCCUGUGUUUACAAUGAGAAACGAUUAGGCCAGGGCAUCCUGUGCAUAGAUAACGUCCACUGUGGGGAGACCUUAGAUACGGUUUUUGUAGAAAUUCCCUUCAGAAAUAGAGCGCACGGGGAGAAACCAGACAGGCCUUUAAGAGGCGUGAAGAGUCAUUACCUGGCGCUCUGGAAUAACGAAGAUCCAUAUGGAGACAUCUGGUUAACUAACAAGCAACCUGCCGAAUACAAUUUUAGCGACACCAAAAUAAUUGCCCUUUCUCACCUUGAAACGACCUGGUUUAACAGAAGAACUUUUCCUGCGUUGCUUGUGAGGAUCUUGCAGAAAUCAAAACUGCGAUACUAUGGAAAACCUGAUAAAAAGAUGAUUGAACCAUACCAGACCUUUUUGGAAGUUGCUGAUAGUUCAGGCACGGUGUCAGUGAUUAUGUGGAAUACCCUGUGUCCUGAAUGGUAUAAAAGUUUGCAUGUUGGUUUAGUGCUUCUGCUCCAAGAUUAUUCUGUUAAAAAGAGUUAUCCAUUCAGGAUGCCACCUCUCCCUGCGGAUCCACAGAUCAAAGUGAUUACUACAAUGGGUCCAAUAUCAGAACUGGAUGAUAUGCCAGAAAAUCGUAUCUGUGAUGUUAUUGGCUUGCUAGUUUUUGUAGGAAGAGUCCAGCGGUCAAAAAAGAAAGAAAGCCGUGAAGAUUAUUGGUCUUAUCGCUGGAUCCACAUCAUUGACGGGACUUCAGAGCUACCAUUUAUAGUGGAACUGUUUUCUACAUCUCAGCCAGAAAUCUUUGAAAAUAUUUACCCAAUGUCAUAUUUUGUGUGUACACAAUUGAAAGUUGUCAGAAAUGACACUCAGACACCCAAGCUGCUUUACCUCACCACUACAAAUGAGAGUCGCGUGUUUAUGACUGGAGGUCAUAGAGGCCAACCAUAUACCUACGAAGCCAAGGUCAAAAACUUUAUUCAGUGGAUUAAAACAAAGACCGAGUCUGGGGAAGUGAAGAAUACCGUAAUUGGUGGCUACUAUCCCUAUCCACCAGUACCAGAGACAUUUACCAAGUAUAGUAGUUCUGUUAAAGUUGAAUCGCUCUUGACAGCCAUGAAUGAAGUGAAGAAGGAGAUUGAAGACUUGCAGUAUAGGGAACAAAAGCGCAUUGCAAUUCAGGGGAUAAUUACUGUUGUAAAGUUUAUCCCCCACAGCAGUGCAACUGAAAGUGCCACAGCAUCAGAAAUACCUUGGAUUAACCGACCCUCCACAUCUCAUGAUGAUGAACCUAUGAGUUUUCAGUCUUUUCAAAAUGCAUCUAUAAGUUUGUAUACAAGCAACAAAGUAAGAGUUCUUCAAGGCCCAAUUGCUAAACCAGUUAUUGUGACUCCGCCAGAAGCUUUUCUACAAGCAAAAGGAAAUAGACUGUUCAGGCCAAGCAUCUUUCAAUAUCGAGAUGGUACAAGUUCUGUUAUCCAACUGAAAGCCAGAAGGACUUUAAAUGAGAGGUGGGAGAGUCCACUGUGGAGAGAAAAAAGGCUUGGCUUAAUAGAGCACCUGCAUUACAGCAAUGUUUAUCCAGAAAGCAUUCCCCGGAAAUUUAUUUUGGAACACAAAAAGUUUCUUAUUGAGCAGUAUAAUUCUCAGCCUGCAAAAUACAUACCACCAGAAGGAAAGCCCCCGAAACUUGAUGAUUUUCAGAGUGCUCGAAGCCUUGGACAUUUUGAAGUAACCAUUCUAGGUCUGAACCAUGAGAUCGCAAUUGAUGUUGCAUUCCUACCCAUGUAUAGUCCAGAAGAUCUCCGAACAUCUCAAAUCGACACAUUGCUAACCAGCAUGAAUUACAGCUGUGUGUAUCCACAGGAAGUCGCCAACAAUGACCGACUGCCAGGGCCAAGAGCUGUUGCCAGUGAUAUUAUAAAAGCAGCAGCUGAACUGGAUAAAGUACAUAUCAUCGGUAUCUUGGAUAUCUGCAAUUUGGGUAACAAUAAAAUGGAAGUGUGUUUGCAUAAAAUUUAUAGGCCUGAGAAUACUUAUUAAAAAUUAGAAAAUGAAAUUAUUACAGAUUAUAAAGAGAGCUCUGCUUUAAAUAUAUUGUUUCAUUUUCUUGGUAAUUUCAGUAACUGCUUUUAGCAAAAAUAUUACAUGAGCUCUGAAGUGAUGUGGUUUUAUGUUCAUCUUGUAUUUGGAGCUAACACACUUCAUUUUAGAUUCACUGUUGAAAAAAAGUCAUCUGAAUAAUUUCUGUGUAUCAGGCAAUUUUCCUUACUCUAUAUGGCUAUUAUCUUGACUUGUAACUCUUUAUGUUCACUGUUCCCUUUGUGAAGUGUACUUUUAUUCUAAAACCUCAGUAUAAGGCAUCCUAACUUACAAGAGUAACUUUUCUUGGAGAUAUAACAUCUUUCCAGUUUUAUUCACAUAUAUUGGAAAAUUUUGAAUUGCCAAUUUGAAGAUUAAAUUCUCCUAGUGUGGUCAACCUGCAUUUCUUUCUAGAUUUCUAACUGAAUUGUCAUGGUCCAGUUGCCCCUGUUCUUUUGUUUUGUCGGUUAUAAAAUGAACGUGCUGAAUUAAAUUGUCUUAAGUUCUUUCCACCCCAUAUUGUGACUUUGUAUGUUUUGAAUAUCUCAGUAUUUUUACCCGUGUGUUGAGAUGUUAAAGCCAGAGGCUGCGGUAUCCAUUCAUAGUUUCAGUAUAUGUAAUGUGAGUUUAAAUAGUGAAAUUUUAUCGCAUACUAACAUUUAAUGUGCUCAUACUGAAAGUGGAAAACAUUAAGUAAUGGCAUUGAUUUUAAUUUGGUUGUCUAGAAGACUUCAUUUUAAAUGUAAAUGGCCACUCUGCACAUGUGAGGCCCUGUGGUUGACUUCUAUAUAAUUUGUUAGAUGGACUAAAAUGACCAUCAGACGAAUUCAAUUUGAUUCUACUUAAGCUAUUAACUUGUGAGAUUUUCUUGUAGCCAUAUAGCUGUGUGACUUCAUUUGCUAUCUACGUUUUAAAUGUGUUGGCAGUCUGCAAACCUAAAGACAAAUUGCAGUUUGUUCAUGAACACGUUAUCUUUUAUUCUUUAUAAUUGUAUUAAAUAUUAAUUAAAACAAUGGA
This is a messenger RNA of Otolemur garnettii (small-eared galago), 3561 nucleotides long. It is a transcript of the gene RADX, whose product is annotated as chromosome unknown CXorf57 homolog. Lineage: Eukaryota; Metazoa; Chordata; Mammalia; Primates; Galagidae. The record is from RefSeq and is a predicted model, not a curated record. Gene Ontology annotation, molecular function: single-stranded DNA binding. Gene Ontology annotation, biological process: regulation of DNA repair. The transcript is spliced from 14 exons. The coding region runs from base 85 to 2505 and encodes 806 amino acids. Gene Ontology annotation, cellular component: replication fork.